Molecule: messenger RNA, 3109 nt
Organism: Diabrotica virgifera virgifera (western corn rootworm)
Lineage: Eukaryota; Metazoa; Arthropoda; Insecta; Coleoptera; Chrysomelidae
Product: neprilysin-2-like
Exons: 14
Coding region: 615-2867 (750 amino acids)
Biological process (GO): protein processing
Cellular component (GO): plasma membrane
Molecular function (GO): metalloendopeptidase activity
Source: RefSeq, a predicted model, not a curated record
UUUAGUCACUACGUGUCUGUGUUAAGGUGUUUUGGUGUAAUUCAACUCUUAAAUAAUUGAGAUCUUAAUGAGUUAAUUGGUAGUGAUCGUCAUUUGCACCUACGCGAAUAAUAAUCAGUGUACAGUGUCGGACUGCCUCGAAGUGUACCUGUUGACCAAAUUUUAAAAGAAACAAUUUCCGAACUGGAAAUCUAAACGUCAAAAUAAACUUAUUUUUAAGUAAAAUUGUGGGUUAUUCCCAAAAAAAAAUAACAAAUUUGUGUACAGUUGUGUUAAAAAUUUUGUUGCCUACAGUUCGCACUUUAUUAUAUUUUUGUCUUAAGAAAAUAUCAACAGCAAAUUAUUAGAUCCAACACCAUAAAAACACCAUACGGGUACUUUCCUGUUUCUGAUAACACUGAAAAUUUAAUUGCACUUACGUCUGGUCGUUUCCCCUCGACCCGCCACCUGGCGUUCCUCUUGUUGUGGCUUCUCGUUGUAUCAUUAAUUAUUAUAGUAGUUACUUCAAAGAAUCUACUUAUCUCCGAGAAACUCGAAGAGCACAUACUUCGCACCUAAGUUCAGUCAACCGGGGAAUCUAAAUAGUUGUGGCGGUAGUGUUACGGUGUAAUAAUAUGCAAAAUUUGAAAAAUGGGGCAAUUCUACCAUCUUCUGCCGAAGCCAGCGAACAUGGUUGUAGUAGGAAUAAAAAGAGAAAGGUAAUAAUUGCUGUAUGUGUCGUUGGACUUGUUUUACUAGUAGCUGGACUCUUCUACCUAGGAUUUUCAGGUAUCUGGACAUCGAAUCGAGACAAUGUAAAAUUGGAAACCUGCACGAAUUCGUCAUGCGUUCACGCCGCUACCCAAAUCCUCCAACACAUCGACAUCAGAGCAGAUCCAUGCGAGGAUUUUUAUCGAUUUUCCUGCGGUAAUUUCCUGCAGAACACGCACUUGCUAGAUAAUCGAGAAUCCCGAUCGGGAUCUCGAUCAGUCGAGGAUAUCGCCCAGGACGAGAUUCAAUCCCAAAUAAGAGAAAUGCUGGAAAGGCCAAUACUGCGCGAGGAUCCGAAAUCCUUCAACACCGCCAAAAAGUUUUAUCGAGCUUGCAUGAACGAAACGGCCAUAGCCCGCCAAGGAUUAAAAAAGAUAAAAGAAAUUUUGGAAAUGAGCGUAGGCUGGCCCACCCUGCAUGGCUAUAAUUGGGACGACAAGAAGUUCGAUUGGAUGGAGUCGGUACAUAAACUUCGGCAGUUGGGAGUUAGCUCCGAUGUCUUUUUUCGGGUGACUGUGGAGAAAGACGAUCGGGGAGCCAAUUCCAGAUACGUUAUAGGCAUACACGACAUACCAUACGCCGAACUAAAACCAAACCAUGAGUCCAGAGAUCUCUUACUCGAAUAUAUGCGGGAGAUAGCCGUUAUGUUUGGGGCCGACAGAGAAGUUGCAAUUAAGGAUGCUAAUGACACCCUGGAAAGUCUUGAUAAACUUGGACAGAUUGAGAAAGAUUCUUAUUUAGUAAACAAAACUAAACCUCAAAUUGAGAGAAGGGCAUUAUCAGAACUCCAGUAUAAGUACAGGGAUAUCCAGUGGCAUCACUAUCUUAGUGGACUACUCACACCAGCUACCAAUGUUAAUUAUGACGACGAGGUAAUCAUUUGGAGAAUUCGAUAUGUAGAACUAAUGGAAACCUUUUUAGCUGUUACUUCGAGAAGGUCAUUAGCAAAUAUCGUAGCAUGGCACACAAUUCAGGAACUCAUAUACUAUUUACCAGAAGAAUUUGCACAAAAAACACAAGAGCUGAUAGAGAGGAUGAACAGAAGGCUGGUUAACUUUAAGCUGCCAAGAUAUAAGACGUGUCUCAUUGAAACAGAGAAAAGUCUAGGUUCAGUCCUGGCCGCUGCCUACAUUCAGAAUUCCUUCUCAGAAAACAAACGCUACAAAGCAAUGGAGAUGAUCGCGAACAUAAAAGCACAAGCUGAAGAAAUCAUUACUAGAUCAGAAUGGAUGGACGGAAUAACCAAAGAGUUGGUUAUACAAUCUCUGCGCACUAGUGUAGAGAAACUGCCAUCUACUGGAGAUCUACUUAAUCUUUUAGAGGAAAAUAAGUCACUCUAUGCACAGAUCAGAAUAAACGAAAGUGAAUAUCUUGAAGCAGUUUUAAAUUUACGUCUUGUUCAGUUAUAUAGAGAACAAAGCAAAUUGAGAAAUACUUACGAAGAAGAACCUUUUAGUGAACUGUAUACUGUAUCGGGAGUGAAGAUACAUUAUUCGCCGAAAGAAAACCAAUUAACUUUCCCAGUCGGCAUAUUCGGCGGUGUCUAUUACCAAAACGACCGACCGGAGUACAUGAACUACGGCAUUCUGGGCUCUAUAAUUGCCCACGAAGUAUCCCAUAUAUUCAUGAGGGCCGCACGCGGAGAUCAAGCCCCCAGGGAGUUAAGGAGUUGGUGGUCGCCCAACAGUCUCGCGAAUUACGAUCAGAAACUACAAUGUAUAUCCAAUCAGUACAGCAACUUCAGGCUUACAGAAUUAAGACAGAGACACCUAAAUCCUGCGGAAACCCUCGACGAGGACAUGGCAGAUUUAGCGGGGAUGAAAAUUUCUUACGACACUUACAUCAAUUGGAGUCACAAGAAUGGGGCACAGCCCCUGCUGCCCGGAUUAAAGUACUCCCCUAACCAAUUGUUCUGGAUAUCGGCGGCCAUACGUCACUGCUCCAAAUAUUCGCAAGAGGGGUUGGAGCGCUACAUCGCCAAUUAUAGAACCACCAAUACAUCUCCUCAACAAUUUCGUGUGAACGGACCACUUCAAAAUCUAAACGAAUUUGCCUUUGACUUCGGAUGUCCUGUGGGAUCAAAAAUGAAUCCAGAAAAUAAAUGUAAUGUUUGGUGAUUGGUUUAAAUAUUGUAGAGAUCUAGUCAAUGUUUUUAUAAACGUACGUUUUGUUUAAAUAAAUACGCUUUAAUUUAUUCUUUUAGUUUCUGUAUUAUAAUAACAAUUUUUGUGUAAUGUAGUCGUGAAUUCUCUGUUUUUUUAUCCGUAUAGAAAAUGCCUGUAAUAUUAAUAUUUUUGUAGCACAGUGUUUCUUCUAUAAUAUAGAUGUAUAUAUUUUUGUUAAUAAAAGAUCAAGGAUA